Solanum dulcamara is the source of this 2069-nucleotide messenger RNA. Its product is annotated as WD40 repeat-containing protein HOS15-like. Gene Ontology annotation, cellular component: histone deacetylase complex. Bases 1 to 1734 code for a protein of 577 amino acids. Gene Ontology annotation, molecular function: protein binding; transcription corepressor activity. The record is from RefSeq and is a predicted model, not a curated record. Gene Ontology annotation, biological process: regulation of transcription by RNA polymerase II. The transcript is spliced from 15 exons. NCBI's taxonomy places the organism in Eukaryota, Viridiplantae, Streptophyta, Magnoliopsida, Solanales, Solanaceae.
AUGAAUCAGCGAUCUUACUUGAAUGAACAGCUGAAAUUUCAGUUACGUUUUGUGAUCUUCCAAGGUGGUCAAGACACACUAGUUAAUGGAUUCUCACAUUCAGCAUUUAAUUUUGGAUAUGAGGCAGGGAUCAAUAAUAGCACAAUGGAUGGAAAUCUAGUUCCUCCUUGUGCUCUUGUUACCUUUGUGCAAAAGGGUAUUCAGUAUCUUGAACUAGAAACAAAUUUGAGCAAUGAUAAUACCGAUAUGGAUGAAGACUUCCUGUUUCUUGAACCUUUGGAUCUCAUUUCAAAGAAUGUAUAUGAGCUGCAAAAUAUAAUAAAAGAGAAGAAAGAAAAGUUUCAGAGAGAUAAACAUAGGAAGAAGGAUAAGAUGAAUGCUGACCAUGAGAGGGACCACGGACGAGAACCUGCAAGAGAAAGGGAGAAGGAGAAACAAAAGAAGAAAAGAGAGCAUGAACGUUAUAUAGAAAGGAGUGAAAAGAACAAGGAGAAACAAAAGCGCAAUAACAAAGAAAAACCACACGAGGAUAUUAUGGAUUCAAAACGGAGUGGAGAAAAAGAGGCUUCCAGACAUGAGGAAAAGGGAAAAGCCGGAGAUUUGAAGCCUAUGGAUAACUGCACAGUCUCAACCACUUUGCCAUGUGAAAUUCCUAGUUCUGAUGUAAUGGUUUUGGAAGGACAUACGUCUAAGGUUUUUGUCUGUGCUUGGAGUCCAGAACGGUCACUUCUUGCAUCUGGGUCUGGAGACUCUACUGCUAGAAUUUGGACUAUUGGAGAUGGUCCAUGUAAUUCUACUAUCCAAAGGAGGCCUCCAAAUGUUUUGGCUUUGAAGCAUUUGGAAAGUCAAGCAACUGAGAAACACAAGGGUGUUAUGACACUUGAUUGGAAUAGCGAGGGUAAACUGCUUGCGACUGGUUCUUACGAUGGCCAAGUCAGAAUCUGGAACCUAUCUGGGAAGUUAGUUAGUACUCUUUCCAAACAUAAAGGGCCAAUCUUCUCUUUGAAGUGGAACAAGGAAGGUGAUCAUCUCCUUAGCGGUAGUGUUGAUAGAACUGCCAUUGUUUGGAAUGUGAACUCUAGCGAAUGGAAGCAGCACUUUGAAUUUCCUUCAGGUCCGACGCUUGAUGUUGAUUGGCAAAACAAUGAUUCUUUUGCGGUCAGCUCCGCUGAUAAAAUGAUUUACAUUUGUAAAGUUGGGGAUAAUACACCAGUCAAAACAUUCUCAGGACAUCAGAAUCGAGUCAAUGCUAUCAAGUGGGAUCCCUCAGGUUCCUUGCUGGCUUCAUGCUCUGAUGAUUCCACAGUUAAGAUAUGGAGUAUGAAACAGGAUGUCUGCUUGCAUGAUUUCAGAGAACAUCGCAAAGAGAUAUAUACCAUCAAAUGGAGUCCAACUGGCGCUGGUACAAACAAUCCGAAUCAACAGUUGUUGUUGGCAAGUGGUUCAUUUGACUCUACCGUGAAGCUAUGGGAUGUUGAACUAGGGUGUCUUCUUCACAGCUUGAACGGUCACAGGGAAGAUGUUUACUCUAUUGCAUUUAGUCCGAACGGUGAAUACUUGGCAAGUGGGUCAUUGGAUAAAUGCAUGAAUAUAUGGUCAGUGAAAGAGGCCAAGAUUGUAAAAACUUACAAUGGCGAUGGCGAUAUUUUUGAAGUGUGUUGGAACAAGGAAGGCAACAAGGUUGCAGCAUGUUUUGCAAACAACAAGGUUUGUGUGUUUGAUAUUCGAUUGUAGAGGUUGAGGAAUAGCUUCAAAAGGACUUGGGAACACAGAGGCAGGAAUUUCACAAUUCAAGAAACUCUACCUUCUAGAAAUGCAGAUUAUAGAUAAGGUUUUUUUGGUUUGUCAUCUGGUGUCCGAUUUAUUCAUAUUGUGGCCCGGCUAAAUCAUUUUGUUGUGGUACUGCUGGUAUAGUUGUUCCUGCUCUUCUUCUUUUGUUGAUUGUGAGGAAAUUGACAUGGCUGUGAAGUCACAUUGUCAAUUCCUUGCUUGAAAUUGAGCCUAAAAAUCUAAGAGAUUGUUUGGUUUGCAAACAAGUUAUAUUGGAUUAUAGCGUGGGAAUUAUAAUA